UCUUCCCUGUCUUCUCUUGGCCCUGGUUCACUUCGCCCGCCCCUUCCCUCUCGCUUCGCAAUAAUCCCAUAUAUUUCCCCUCGGGCUUAUUAUUAUUUUUAUUAUCGCCCAAUUCCCACCUCGCUCUAAUUCUUUUUCAAAUCGAUCACAGGAGCGAAACCCCUCCCCCUUUUAAACCCCAACAUCGCAUCCGAUCUAAAUGGCUUUCCACAUCGCUUGCCCCAUCACUUGCCGGCGGAUUUGCGACUGCGAGCUCGGAUUCCCGGCGGGGCUGCGCGGGGAGGCGGGGAAGGGCGCGUUCUUGGAUGAGAUCGACGCGCUCGAGGAGUUCUUGAGUGACCCGUGGACCGUCCGGCCAGACGCCGCCGAGAGGGAGGAGGAGGAGACGGUCCAGGUAUGGGUGCCUCGCGUGUCGCCGGCCGUUGCCGUGCCCUCCGCGGCCGUGGACGACAGGGGCGCCGGCGUAGGCGACGAGGUGAAGCGGGCGUUGCUGCAGCGACAGGCGCUGGCUGCUUCCCUGGCGGCAGAGGACUAUGUCCGGAGGUUGGAGGCUGGGGGUACUGCGGAGUUACUAGGAGAGGCAACUAGCAAUCUUGCUAGGGAUGAUCAAGGGGUUUCUACCGUCAAGGUCAUGUGCCAUAUUUGUUUCUCUGGGGAAAUUGAGGGAAGUGAGAAAGUUAUGAAGAUGCUAUUGUGCAAAUCGUGCAACAGGAAAUACCACAGAAGUUGCUUGAAAACAUUGGUUGAACAUAGAGAUCUAUUUCAUUGGAGUUUGUGGUCUUGCCCUGCGUGCCGCAUCUGUGAGGUCUGCCGAAGAACUGGUGAUCCCAAUAAACUGAUGUAUUGUAAAAGGUGCGAUGGCGCUUAUCAUUGCUACUGUCAGCACCCACCACACAAGAAUGUGAGCCGUGGACCUUACUUGUGUCCAAAGCACACAAGAUGUCACAGCUGUGGGUCCACCGUUUCAGGAAGUGGUCUUAGCACAAGGUGGUUUUUAGGCUAUACCUGUUGUGAUGCUUGUGGUAGAUUGUUUGUGAAAGGAAACUACUGUCCAAUCUGUUUGAAGGUCUAUAGAGAUUCUGAAACAACACCCAUGGUUUGCUGUGAUGUUUGUGAAAGAUGGGUCCACUGCCUAUGUGAUGGCAUCAGUGAUGAAAAAUAUCAGCAGUUCCAAGCAGAUCAAAACCUACAAUAUAAAUGUGCUGCAUGCCGUGGCGAUUGCUACCAGGUCGAGGAUAUAGAUGAUGCUGUUCGAGAACUUUGGAAGAGGAAAGAUAUUGCUGACAAUGAUUUGAUUGCAAGUUUGAGGGCUGCUGCAGGGUUACCAUCUCAUGAAGUGACAUAUUCAAUCUCUCCCUAUUCGGGUGAUGAGCAAAGUGGUCCAAUCAUACUUAAGAAUGAUAAUAACAAGCCCCUGAAGUUUUCACUCAAAGGGAUUAGUGAUAAAUCUUCAGAAUAUGGGAAUACCACCUCAAACAAGAAGCAAGUGAAAAAGAAAGGGUACUGGAUCAAGUUGGUUGGUAAAACAGAAGAGGCAUAUCCUGAACUUGACAAACAGGAUGAAACAAGAUCAUUAGAGUGUGCCAAAAUGGUUAAUGCAAAUGUGAUGAGAACUCCAAAGCAUGGAGUUAAAGAAAAAACAAAAGUAAAGAUUGGAAAAGUUUAUGUGAAGCCCCAGAAAAGUAAUGGUAAUGUGACUGAUGAAUGUGACCUUAAUGCUACAGAUUUAUCAGUUGAGAGGAUGAACGAGGCAAACUUUGCAGCAGAAAAUGAUACAACCGAAAGGAGCAACAAGGUUUGCCAGAAAAAGCAUUCUGCAGAUAUAUAUGUUAAGCCACAGAGAGACAGCAGUGAGAUGUCACCCUCAGAUUUUACCUCCAGUUCCUCCAAAGACCUGAAGACUUCGCUGAAGCUAAAAUUUAAGAAUCCAUGUUUUGAGCAGAAAAGCUCAUGGGCUCCUCAUGGAGAGGAAGACAACACUGUUAAGGGGCAGAGAUCAAAGAGAAAGAGACCUUCAACUGAGAAAAUGGGUGGAUGGCAGGAUGAUAGAUCAUCAAAGUUGCAUCUGGAGAAUCUUAUUGAUGAGGCAAUGGAUGCAAAUUGGAUAUUGCAGAAGUUGGGCAAGGAUGCAAUUGGGAAGAGAGUUGAAGUCCAACCAACAAAUAGUUCUUGGCAUCAAGGAGUGGUUAUCGAUGUCAACCAAAGCACUUCAUCUUUGUCCGUCCAUUUGGAUGAUGGAAGAUCUACCCUCUUGGAGCUUGGGAAACAAGGACUUCGGUUUAUUUCUCAGAAACAGAGGACAAAAUCAUGAAGUAGUUGAUGUUCCUUGCAUUGCUGAAUUCUCCAAGGGGAAGUUCACUGCUCACAUGCGCCUCCAAACUCGUGGGAUUUCAAGCUUUUUAAUUUUAGCUCCCCUGAUGGAGCUAUUCUUGUUUGGGGCUUGUUAGUCUCUGUAUUAUUGGAUAAAAAUGCCAUGAACUAACAUAUCAACAUUUGCUGAAGGAUAGAACGCCCCUGUUAUAAUUGUAACAUUUGUAUCAUCUAUUUCAUUCUUUGCUUGAGGAGUCAUCCACUCAAUUCAUCCUUUCAGGUUUGCCUUGAAAUCUGAUUACAUGAGCAUGUGUUGGGUAAAAGCCUACAGUUUCAUAAUUACGGCAAAUGAGAGUCAGCUCUCCGUUGAUGAUCAUCCUUUGUUUCUUA
Messenger RNA from Musa acuminata AAA Group (dessert banana), 2700 nucleotides. RefSeq lists its product as uncharacterized. The record is from RefSeq and is a predicted model, not a curated record. Gene Ontology annotation, biological process: negative regulation of DNA-templated transcription; positive regulation of transcription by RNA polymerase II. Gene Ontology annotation, molecular function: transcription coregulator activity. The transcript is spliced from 12 exons. Lineage: Eukaryota; Viridiplantae; Streptophyta; Magnoliopsida; Zingiberales; Musaceae. Gene Ontology annotation, cellular component: chromatin. Bases 200 to 2311 code for a protein of 703 amino acids.